AUCACUUGGUUAUGUUGUGGGUGCAUCGUGCAAUUAGUUUAAUGCGGGGUGGAUUUUGCUCCAAAGUGCUUAGACUCCGCCUUCUUUAACAUAAACAGCAUUUUGGCGCUUCACAUGUUUCCAAUGAAGAACCUACUGAAGAUCUGGCUUAUGAAGCAACAAAACAAUUGGGACAAAUGAAUCAUCGUUUAAAUAUCUUGGCAUUAGAGGAGCAAUCAAGACAAAUCAAUUUACCAAAUGUUACAAUAAAUGAUCUUGUUAGUAGAAUACCUUGCACUUGUGAUGAAGGCAUCUGCAAAUGUUGCGCAGGAUUUCUGUCGGUUAUUGGCAUGAAUAGCUGCACAGAAGUAGUUUAUCGUCCUGAAGAAUUUUCUUUCGAACUGCGCAUGAAGGUCAAUAAUAAUGUUUGGUUUAAACGUAAAGUUUCUGGACAGAAUCCACCGCCAUUCUGCUUCCGCCCUCCACGUUUCAAUUUUGCACGUGCCUGUAUACAAUUCCAUGAUAUUUGGUUUGUAGGUAGAAAUAUGCAUGUUUGUAUGUAUAUGUCUGGUUCAUUUCAGGGUUAUGAACUAUUUGAAAGAAACUUCGAUUGUUUAUUAUUCGGAGAUAAAGGAGUCAAAAUUGUUAAACCAGAGCAAGGUUAUCCUGUACGUCCUCACGAUGUGGACAUUGAUGAUGGUGACGAUGAAAUUGAAGAUUAUGAUGAAAAUGUAGUGAGACGAAGAAGUUAUAAAAAUCGAAAAUAA
Molecule: messenger RNA, 746 nt
Organism: Teleopsis dalmanni
Lineage: Eukaryota; Metazoa; Arthropoda; Insecta; Diptera; Diopsidae
Exons: 5
Coding region: 177-746 (189 amino acids)
Source: RefSeq, a predicted model, not a curated record